Ceratitis capitata (Mediterranean fruit fly) is the source of this 2831-nucleotide messenger RNA. RefSeq names its product altered inheritance of mitochondria protein 3. The coding region runs from base 372 to 2405 and encodes 677 amino acids. Lineage: Eukaryota; Metazoa; Arthropoda; Insecta; Diptera; Tephritidae. The transcript is spliced from 3 exons. The record is from RefSeq and is a predicted model, not a curated record. Gene Ontology annotation, molecular function: protein binding.
UUCAACGCGCUUGCGUCUGACCAACACAGCGGAAUUGCUAGACGCUCAAAAGGACUUAACGGUAUAUGUGAACGAAAAAAUAUCAAAAGAAGUGAAAAGUGGUAUACAGAUGUUUUUGAGUACUAAAUAAAUGAUGACAUUGAAUUUUCCGAAUUUGAAUAAUACCGUAAAAGUGAGGUUAAGUUAUAUACCCGAGUGGCUUAAGUAAAAGAAGUGCCAAUAAAGUUAUAAAUAAUUUAAAAAUUAUUGUAUGUGCGCAAUGCAUUUUUGAGAAAAUCAGUAUUGAUCGCGCGUGUUUGAUUAACAAAAAAUUUAAAUCGUAGACACAAAAAAGAAAAUUUCUAUAAACCGAAGCCGAGACAUUCCAUAAAAUGGCAAAACUCACAUUCCACUUAGCUGUGACUGCUUUGCUAUGCACCUUUGUGCAUGGCACAAAUGAAGUAACAAAGUCGCCAGAAACAGAACUCGCAGCCACGUUGUCACCAACAUCCGUAGAAACUCCCGCGGCUCAGCAGCCUGCCAACAACACACGUUACUCGAGGCUAAUGAAAAUCCUGCAGGAUCCCAAGACUUUGACAGCCAAACAUUACCGCGCUGCAGCACAGCGCGUAAUGGCGCGUGCUGACAAUUUGCCCGCUUCAGGCAUGCCAUACCGACGACCGCCACCGCAUGCGUUAGUGCCGAGCCAACAAAAAGUGCGUCCACCUCUAAUGCGUCGCAUACAAGACGGUUCGCCACCGCGUUUUAAUUACGAAGCGCCGAAGGUUCCUCUCAGUCAUCUACCUUCGAAGGGUCCGGUCGCCUUUAAUGCCGGUAAAGUGACAGUCUAUCGGCCACCGUUUCCGUUUGCGCAACCACAGUCGCAAGUGCAUCCAAACAUUUUGAUACCACAAUCUACGGCCGUGGCUCAAUCACCGAAACAUAAGCCGUCACAAUAUCAAGAAGAGUAUAAUUUUAGAGCGUCACCUUCUUUCAAUGGCAAGGCAAUUGUACGUCCUCUGGUGGAGCCACAUGACCCAAACUACAGACAACAUAUGAAAGAGUUACAGCAAUAUUCCGGUAAAGUGCAGCACACAAUACAACAGUAUCCCAUACCACAACAACAGCAAUUACAAAGUCAUCAACAUCAACAUCAGCACUUUCCGAAUUUGCACCAGAGUAAACAGGAAUCGCAUAACAGACCACCGACUUUUCAUUAUGAAAUGCAACGGCCAUACGAGGAGCCCGUACUACAUCCACAUGUCAAACACAACCAACCACUACCAAAUAGAGCCGGUUAUGCCGUCUAUGAAAACAAUGAGCUGUCCGAAGAAGAGCCACCGUACAGCCAACCACAUGCACACUAUCCUCCAACGCCAAGAGUGGAAGAACUUUCCCAAUAUCAAAGCCUUCGCCAGCAAGCACAACAAACCGAUUCCGAGGCUGCAGCAGCGCAGGAAGCAGAAGAAUAUAUAAAAUUCAUGAACUCAAAUGAUUAUUUCCUGCCUAAGCAUGAGCCUAACUACAAACAGCUUGAUAAACAGCAAACUCAGCACCAGCAACCACGCGAACAGUUGCAGCAACCAUCGCAUGCUCUUUACCCUCAAGCUGAAAAGUAUACUCAUCCCGCACAGUACAGCAAACCAUCAACAGCUAAUGGUGCUGCUGCCUCUGGUACCGCCUCCGCUGCGUCUACCAAUUACCUAAACCAACCAAUACAGGUAUCACAGCUAUUUUAUCAAGAAGAUCCCGUGCCAGCUAUUGUACGUGGCAGCUAUCAAACAGGCAGUAACUUAUUUGUCGUUAACUCAGAUGGCAAUAAAGCUGUAAAGCAUGUGGUGCCACCACCAUCAACUAGAGCGCCCACGACAUUAGCACCAGCUUAUUCAAAAGUACGAUACAACACGCUGCGCAAUCGGACACCCGAGCCACUACGCUUCGAGUUUACCGAGCAUGAUGCGGUUCACUCGGCAUACACUAAUUCACCGCCACCUUCUUUUGGAGACGAUAGUGACCAAUUUCUCUAUAGAACUGCGUCGGCAGCUGUUGGUUCUACUUCCACUACGCCAGAUUUCCGAACAUCAAUUACCAAUAAAUAUGUUACCGUUACACCAUCCAGUGCGGAUGAUCCAGAGGACGACGAGGAUGUUCAAAUUGCCAGCUCGGACUUCUACGGACGUGUGCAAUUGCGCCAACCAACCUCGAGUAACGUCUCUUCGGUGCCAACACCACCAGCUCCAGUAGAGCAGAAAGAUACCGAAGAUUAUUGCGAACGAAUUUGUGCCAAUAUUCAAGACGAUGAUGAGGAAAUUGUCUGCGGCUCUGAUGGUUACAUGUACACCAGCGAAUCUCAAAUGGAAUGUUAUGCUACAUGUCUGCACAUCGAUGUGACUGUACAGAGCAAAGGAUCUUGCAACAUCAGGUAGAAGGAUUUGAUUUAUUUAAAAUUUCGCCAAUACCGUGAAAUACAUUUCUAAGGCAAACAAACUGACAUUUAGUGAAAUUCUAAUUUAUUAUGCACAUAUAUAUGUAUGUUCUAGUAUUCCUAAUUUAAAUAAAUAAUAAUUAAAAUAUAAGCUUUUAUUUUCUAUUUUAAUUCGUUUGUAAAUUGAUUUUAAUAAAAAUGUACAAAUUAUGAACAUUGUAUACUUAUGUUAAACGUAUAGUGUUUAAUCGUGCGCUUAAACAGGACACCACCCUAAUUUUGUGUGCGCACCCUAACGAGCCUUCAUCAGCGCAUGCAGCUAUAUACGCCUUGCUUGUCAAGCAAUAGAUGAGAUUUUCUAAUCAACUGUCAUCAAGGGCGCACCGGGGUGAAAAAUAAUAAAAACCAUAAUAAUAAUUAUAUAUAU